This is a messenger RNA of Sander lucioperca (pikeperch), 2268 nucleotides long. It is a transcript of the gene ids, whose product is annotated as iduronate 2-sulfatase. The record is from RefSeq and is a predicted model, not a curated record. Gene Ontology annotation, molecular function: iduronate-2-sulfatase activity. NCBI's taxonomy places the organism in Eukaryota, Metazoa, Chordata, Actinopteri, Perciformes, Percidae. The coding region runs from base 99 to 1835 and encodes 578 amino acids. The transcript has 13 exons.
ACAAUGGACACGCUCAUUUGUUUAGAUCCCAAACUGUGGGAAGACGGCUGAAGCUAUAACGGGGAUGCAAGAUUAACUUUUAAGUAACGUUACACUUUAUGAAAGACAGCAUUGUGUCGUUAGUCUUCUCCAUCCAGUCCAAAAUGUUCACAUGGGUCCGAAUAUGGCUUCUCCUCACGGUUCUUCACACUCUGGCUCUUGCUGUUGUGCCAAGAAGAGAGAGGAGAAAUGUCCUUUUCAUCAUGGCAGAUGAUUUGCGGACAUCAUUAGGCUGCUAUGGGGACUCUGUGGUCAAAUCCCCAAACAUUGACCAACUGGCAUCCAAAAGCAAAGUUUUUCUCAAUGCAUAUGCACAGCAAGCUGUGUGUGCUCCCAGUCGUACGUCCAUGUUAACUAGUCGGAGACCAGACACCACCAGGCUCUAUGACUUCAAGUCUUACUGGAGAGUCCAUUCUGGGAACUACACCACCCUGCCACAAUACUUCAAAUCUCAAGGGUACUUCACUAUGUCUGUGGGCAAGGUGUUUCAUCCAGGUAUUGCCUCGAACCAUACUGAUGACUACCCUUACAGCUGGUCCAUCCCUGCGUACCACCCAGCUUCGUUCAGAUAUGAGAAAGAAAAGAUGUGUAAAGGAGAGGAUGGUAAACUCCACGCCAACUUACUGUGCGCAGUGAACGUGACCCAGCAGCCUGGGGGAACCCUCCCUGACAUGGAGAGCACAGACGAGGCAGUGAGAUUACUGAAGACUCGGGCCAACGACGACGUUCCUUUCUUCUUGGCUGUGGGCUUUCACAAACCACACAUACCCUUCAGGAUACCACAGGAGUACCUGGGUCUAUAUCCCAUAGAGCAAAUGACUCUGGCUCCUGACCCCAAUGUCCCUAAACUCCUUCCACCUGUGGCCUACAACCCCUGGACGGACGUGAGGAAGAGAGACGAUGUCCAAAAGCUCAACAUUAGCUUUCCAUAUGGACCAAUUCCUAAAGACUUUCAGCUGCGUAUCCGUCAGCACUAUUACGCUGCGGUGUCUUACAUGGACGCUCAAGUUGGGCGUCUGCUCCGUACUCUGGAUGAGCUGGGGCUGGCCAACAGCACUACGGUGGUGUUCACCUCAGAUCAUGGAUGGUCGCUAGGAGAACACGGUGAAUGGGCUAAAUAUUCAAAUUUUGAUGUGACGACACACGUCCCUCUCAUCUUCUUCGUUCCUGGGGUCACCUCAUGCCAUGAUCAGCUGCGAGAGUCCACCUUUCCCUUUAUUGAUCCCCUCACCCAAUCAAAGCCCAUCUUUAAGAUUGACAAAGUUAUGAGAAACAUGGUGGAGCUGGUGGAUGUUUUUCCUACCGUCUCCUACAUGGCUGGCCUCAAAGCACCUCAACCUUGUCCUGACAUUUCCUUCCAGAAGGAGUUGUGUACAGAAGGGAACAACCUGGCCUACACCUUCCAACACCAAGAACAAGGACAGGAUGAGGAAGCCAUAUCUUUCAGCCAGUACCCUCGACCUGCUGAUACACCACAGGUGAACUCUGACCUUCCUGAUCUUAAAGACAUAAAAAUCAUGGGUUACUCUCUACGCUCCAGGGACUAUAGAUACACUCUCUGGCUGGGAUUCAACCCUAAAACAUUUAAGGUGAAUGUCUCAGAUGUCCAUGCUGGAGAGUUGUACAUGUUGGCAGACGACCCCGGUCAGGAUAAUAACGUCUACAGUGACUUUGAGCCCAGUGUGAUGCUGACAAAGAUGGCCAGCCUGCCUCAUACGGUGAGCCUGCGGAGGAGAAUGAGGCUGCAGCUCCUCUACCUCUCAGCAGGGAGGAAAACGGGACGAAGGAAGGCGUGAUGACGAGAAUAAAACCCAACACAUGGACAGAUGGAGAGAUGGAUGGAUGUAAACUAUCUAGAAAAGGGAUCACGCCUUGAAUAUUUUUUUCUGGUUUAGUAUUAUGUGGUAUCACUAUUAAUCUUUCAGGCUCAAUUCUUCAGGCUAAUGUUCCUCGUUAAGAACUUAUUGGCAGGCAGAUCUGGGCACACACACAUGAGCAAAGUGAAUAAGAAAGCACUUUCAUUUUUUUUAAUUUCUUUGACAAAGACAAAUAUCCAUAAUGUGCACAGAAACCUCUGAUUGGUUUGUCUUCCUGCUGCCAAACACAACUUUUGGUGUUUUUGUCGCUGGGCGUUGACGCACCUGCUGUUGACGUCUGUGUAAACUUGAUGAUUCACUUCGUUCUAACUUUACAUGCCAGUACACAGAUUUCUGAUUAUCUACAGUGAUU